Molecule: messenger RNA, 1254 nt
Organism: Closterium sp. NIES-65
Lineage: Eukaryota; Viridiplantae; Streptophyta; Zygnematophyceae; Desmidiales; Closteriaceae
Source: the annotation of a GenBank genome assembly
AUGGAUCACGACUCAGGCGAAGGUAAGCUGGAGAGUGUGCCAAAGUUUGAUGGGAGCGACUAUUGGACUUGGAGCUUCCGAUUCAAACAAUGGGCAGAGGUGCACGAUCUAUGGGGGUACUUUGACGACUCGGAGGAGCGACCUGCAACGGGUGAUGCACGGCUGAAGUGGGAGAGGAAAAAUCAGAAGGCAUUCGCCCAAUUUUGCAAUGCCUUGGUGCCAGAUGAGCUGAUUCGCUUGGUACGGGAGUUCGGCGGCAAGACCGAGUUGGGCAGCGCACCUGUUGAUGGCGGAGCAAGAGCAGUCACUCGGGUUCCUGCAGGCACAGCAUCGGCAUACACACGAGUGAAGGAGUUCUACCUUCAGCGUGGAUUGUGUAAUCGGAUGGCACUCUCUGAGGAGCUCUCCUCAUUGAAGAUGAAAGAGGGGGAGGGAGUGGCUGCAUACUGGGCGCGUGCCGAGGACUUGAGGUCCAAGUACUUGGCUGCAGGAGGGAAGGAGGAGGUUGAGGAGUGGAUGAUGAGAGUACUCAAAGGACUACCUCCUCAUUUUGAGAUGCUGAAGGUGGUGCUGAACAAGCAGUCAUCAUCACUCACUAAGGAUGAGCUGCUUACCUCCUUGAAGAGCGAGGAGAUGCGGAUUGGUGUCGCACCAAGAUCGGAUUGUGUAGCCACCUUUGGAGCGGGCAAGGCACAGGUGGCGGAUGAGGAGGAGCAGGAUGAAAAGGCAGAGGCUGUGGUUGGAGAGGCAGUUGCAGCAGUGGUUAGAGAGGCAGUUGCAGCAGUGGUUGGAGAGGCAGUUGCAGCAGUGGGAGAGGAGCAGCAACAAGAGGGGUCGUGGAUUGACAAUGGGGCCAGCCCCAACUUUACUCCUUAUGCGUCAGACUUCAAAAGUAAACUUCAGCCACCAGAAGUUCGGGGAGUAAGAUUGGGAGAUGGACGGGUGGUGAAAGCUGUUGGCAUGGGUAAGGUGCCAGUGGUUGGUGCUGGAGGUCAGCUGCUGAGGAUUCAAAAGGUCCACCUUGUGCCUGAGAUGCACACGCGUCUGCUCUCAGUCCCACACCUCACCUCUCGAGACGUCAUUCUCAUAUUCAAGGGCAAGAAAUGUGUCCUUCAACCGGGGGAGCGGGUAUUGGCGAUUGGAGAAAAGGAGAGGGGAAGGGACCAUAGAUUGGUGCGGAUAUUUCUUCCUCUUGCUCGGGGCACACAAGGCAGUGCUCUUGCAGCGGGUCCUCCUCCUCAUUUUCCCCAUUGA